Molecule: messenger RNA, 1545 nt
Organism: Cannabis sativa
Lineage: Eukaryota; Viridiplantae; Streptophyta; Magnoliopsida; Rosales; Cannabaceae
Product: 3-dehydrosphinganine reductase TSC10A
Exons: 4
Coding region: 223-1203 (326 amino acids)
Biological process (GO): sphingolipid biosynthetic process
Cellular component (GO): endoplasmic reticulum membrane
Molecular function (GO): 3-dehydrosphinganine reductase activity
Source: RefSeq, a predicted model, not a curated record
GAUCGCACGGCGGCUUUCUCCAGGCCGCCACCGUCUGUAUUUGUAGAUUCCGAAUAAAACAUACAUAAUCUCUGAUUUGAUUAUUUAUUUUUAUGCUUUUUUAUUAAUAUUUUAUACUACAAGACAAAUCUUUUUAUAUAAAUAUAUCAUUUUAUUUUUAGUCCUGAUUUAAUCAAAUUUUCAAUAUCUUUAAUUUGAACGACCUUUCCCAAAGCUCCAUCAAUGGCGGACUCCAACUUCGCCUACCUCUGGUUUCUCCUCAUCCUCUCACCUAUUGCUCUCCUCAUCUUUCUCUAUUUCAUAGUUCGACCACGUCCAGUCAAGAUCGCAAUAAAAAACCGUCACGUCUUCAUCACUGGCGGAUCUAGUGGCAUCGGCCUCGCCCUGGCUCACCGGGCCGCAUCGGAGGGUGCACGAGUCUCCAUCCUAGCCCGAUCGCUCGACAAGCUCAAGGAGGCGAAGGAAUCAAUCAGUCUAGCCACAGGCGUCGACGUUGCGAUCUUCGCCGUUGAUGUGAGGGAGUACGAUGCCGUUCGUAUGGCGGUGGAGGAGGCUGGGCCCAUCGAUGUGCUGGUUGUGAAUCAAGGGGUUUUUAUUCCUCAAGAACUGGAGAAGCAAGAUUUGGAUGAGGUGAAGUUCAUGGUGGACGUGAAUCUGAUCGGUAGUUUCAACAUGAUAAAGGCUGCUUUGCCUAGUAUGAAGGAUAGAGGAAAUCGUGGACCGGCUUCAAUCGCUCUCAUGUCAUCCCAGGCUGGUCAGGUGGGCAUAUAUGGUUAUACAGCUUAUUCAGCAAGCAAGUUUGGGUUGAGGGGUCUAGCAGAAGCGUUGCAGCAGGAGCUUAUCUCACAAGACAUUCAUGUCUCUCUUAUAUUUCCUCCAGAUACAGAUACACCUGGCAUGGCAGAAGAGGUCAAGAGACGUCCUCAGCUCACCAGCGUCAUAGCUGCAGCAUCUGGUGCAAUGGGAGCUAAUGAAGUUGCCAAGAAAGCUUUGGAUGGCAUUAAAUGUGGUAGCUUUAUUAUCCAUUGCAACUUAGAGGGGCUCUUACUGUCCAUAGCAACUGCUGGCUUAUCUCCUCAGAGAUCAUUUUUAAUGGCUUUCGUUGAGGUGUUUGCUGCUGGCCUGAUACGUGUUGCAGCACUUUGUUUCCAGUGGAAUUGGUAUUCAAGCAUUGAGAAGUGGCAUGUACAACAUAAACAAUAAGGUGUGGAUAAUUUGAUGGAUAGAUGUAAGGACUUUGAGCCACUUAAGUGUUGAAGUGAAGUUGAAGAGUUAGAUUUCACUCUAUACAUGAGUGUGAAAACAACAAACACAAGUGCUUUUGUAAUUGAAAAGAACCAUUCUUUUUUUCUUACAAAAAUCAUGCUCUUUUCUUAACCAUUGAACCUUUCUGAUUUCUGUCUCAAAGUUUGGUCUGUGUGCUACUUAAAUUGGAGCACCCAAAAGUCUAGACUGUAAAAUGUUAUCACAAAAUAAACUGUGUAAAGAUAAAACUAGGGGAAGAGAUAGCCUUUUGACUUUUACAAUGCAAUUUCUUGUGGUAAA